This is a messenger RNA of Pseudomyrmex gracilis, 426 nucleotides long. RefSeq names its product ataxin-8-like. The transcript has 3 exons. The coding region runs from base 1 to 426 and encodes 141 amino acids. NCBI's taxonomy places the organism in Eukaryota, Metazoa, Arthropoda, Insecta, Hymenoptera, Formicidae. The record is from RefSeq and is a predicted model, not a curated record.
AUGGACAUUGUACGAGAAUGCAACGAGAUCGGCGAAUCAGUGGCACCGGCGGCAUGUAUCCUAGCUAACACGGUGGAUACGCUAAUGGUAAAGAUUCGCCGAUUGCAACGCACAAUGGAGGAGAUUGUACGGCAAGAUGAAAGGGCCGAAUUUGAGUGGACUGGCAGUCAUCUUCCCCAACUUAACUAUAGUCAACAAUAUCAUCGGGGAUAUCACGCGAGUUCUCCAAAUGGAGCGCAAAAUCGGCUGCAACAACAACUGCAGCAGGUGCAACAGCAGCAGCAGCAUCAACAACAGCAGCAGCAAUUCCAACAACAGCAGCUGCAGCACCAACAACAACAGCAACAGCAGCAGCCUCAACAACAGCAGCCCCAACAACAGCAGCAAGAGUUGCGGACAAAUGCAACUAGUAAGCUAUUUAUUUAA